Messenger RNA from Dovyalis caffra, 1266 nucleotides. Lineage: Eukaryota; Viridiplantae; Streptophyta; Magnoliopsida; Malpighiales; Salicaceae. The record is from the annotation of a GenBank genome assembly.
AUGACUUCUCUCUGCAAAAUCAUAGACACCACCACCACUUCUUUACUAAAACCCUCAAUUCUCCUCCACAAAACCCCCUUCAACUUCUCCCGCUCUCUCAAUUACACCCCUAACCUCAAACACCCCCUCAACAAAAACGAACUCACUCUCACUUCAAAACCUCCACCAAACCACCUCCGCCCAAUCACCGCCACCGCCAAUCACCCCGCCGCAACUUCCGAAAUCGACAUGGUAAGAAACAGACAGGGAAUCUACACAUCAAAACAGAACAAAGUCGUGGUUUUAUGGGACCUCGACAACAAACCCCCACGUGGGCCACCAUACCCAGCAGCAAUAGGAUUGAAAACAGUAGCACAAAAAUUCGGUGAAGUAAUCGACAUGUGUGCAUACGCUAACCGACACGCGUUUAUUCAUUUGCCGCACUGGGUGGUUGAAGAAAGGCGUGAGAGAAAACAGCUAAACAUUUUGGAGAGAAAAGGAAUGGUAAGUCCUUCACAGCCUUAUAUCUGCGGUGUUUGUGGGCGCAAAUGUAAGACUAAUUUGGAUUUGAAGAAGCAUUUUAAGCAAUUACAUGAGAGGGAAAGACAGAAGAAGUUGAAUAGAAUGCGGUCAUUGAAAGGGAAAAAACGGCAGCGAUUUAAGGAGAGGUUUGUAUCUGGGAAUUAUAAGUAUAACGAGGAAGCAAGGAGGUUGUUAACUCCGAAAGUUGGGUAUGGGUUAGCCGCGGAGUUGAAGAGAGCUGGGGUUUAUGUGAAGACAGUGGAGGAUAAGCCACAAGCUGCAGAUUGGGCAUUGAAGAGACAAAUUGAGCAUUCAAUGAGUAGAGGAGUGGAUUGGUUGGUUUUGGUUUCAGAUGAUUCCGAUUUUUCAGAGAUUUUAAGGAAGGCGAGGGAGGCGAAUUUGGGGACUGUUGUAGUGGGGGACAGAGAUGGAGCAUUGGGGGGACAUGCGGAUUUGUGGGUUCCAUGGAUUGGGGUUGAGAAUGGGGAGCUGACUGAGAAAGAUUUGGUGCCCAAAGGUAGGAGGAGGAGUGAGGAUUUGGAAACGGAUGAUGGGUUGUUUUCGGUUACGGAUUUUGAUGAGGAUGGUGAUUGUGGAGGGAGGGAUUUGGAGGAAUUUGUUGAUGAACUUGUAAUGGCAAGGUCUGGAUUUAAUGGCCUGAGGAUUUCAGCGUUUUCGGAAGGGGAAGAAGAGGAUGAGCAGGAUUAUUCGUUAUAUGAUAGUGAAUAUGACGAAAUUGAAUUUGAAGAUGAGGAUUUUUUAUAG